This is a messenger RNA of Periophthalmus magnuspinnatus, 2069 nucleotides long. It is a transcript of the gene pip5k1ba, whose product is annotated as phosphatidylinositol-4-phosphate 5-kinase, type I, beta a. Gene Ontology annotation, molecular function: phosphatidylinositol kinase activity. The record is from RefSeq and is a predicted model, not a curated record. Bases 171 to 1670 code for a protein of 499 amino acids. Gene Ontology annotation, biological process: phosphatidylinositol metabolic process. Lineage: Eukaryota; Metazoa; Chordata; Actinopteri; Gobiiformes; Gobiidae. The transcript is spliced from 14 exons.
AGCAGGAUAUGUGUCUGAGUCUAAGUUUAGACGCAGCAGCAGCAGAGUGAGCCUCUCCAUGGAUCUGGACGGGCUCCACAGUCCGCUCGGACCUCACCUCUGACCGAGCGCCUCCUCCAGACUCCACCGAGCGCAGAGAGCACCCCAGGAACCAGCCACCCGCUCAGGACAUGUCCUCCCCCAGCCAGCACGGGGGCACCACCAGGAGCACCAUGACCCCCGACCACAAGAAGCCCACCCCCGAGGCCCUGAAGGGGGCGAUCCAGCUCGGGAUCGGGUACGCUGUCGGGAACCUGAGCUCCAAACCCGACCGGGACGUGCUCAUGCAGGACUUCUCUGUGGUGGAGAGCGUCUUCCUGCCCAGCGCGGGCAGCAGUCUCACCCCUGCGCACAAGUUCCCAGACUUCAGACUGAAGACGUACGCUCCUCUGGCCUUCCGCUACUUCAGAGAGCUGUUUGGGAUCAAGCCUGACGACUACCUGUACUCUCUGUGUAAGGAGCCCCUGAUCGAGCUGUCCAACCCCGGGGCCAGCAGCUCCUGGUUCUACCUGACGAGCGACGACGAGUUCAUCAUCAAGACCGUCCAGCACAAGGAGGCCGAGUUCCUCCAGAAGCUGCUCCCCGGGUACUACAUGAACCUGAACCAGAACCCUCGCACUCUUCUGCCUAAGUUCUACGGUCUGUACUGCGUGCAGUGUGGGGGCGUGACCCUGCGUCUGGUCGUGAUGAAUAACGUUCUUCCUCGCGCCCUGCACAUGCACUACAAGUACGACCUGAAAGGCUCCUCCUACAAACGCCGAGCCAAUCGCAAAGAGCGCGCCAAAGCCUCGCCCACCUACAAAGACCUGGACUUCAGAGACAUGCACCAGGGAAUCUACCUCCAAGCGGACAACUACCAGGCCCUGAUGAGGACGCUGGAGCGGGACUGUCGGGUGCUGGAGAGCUUUAAGAUCAUGGACUACAGUUUGCUGUUGGGGGUCCACGUCCUGGAGAAGCGUCCUCUCCACAGAGGGACACGUCCUGACAGUCGUAAACAGAAGGUGCUCUACUCCACGGCCCUGGAGUCCAUCCAGGGGACGGUCAAGGACCCGGAGCCUGUGGCCGACGACGACACGCUGGGAGGGAUUCCUGCCAAACACAAAGAUGAAAACCUGCUCAUCUUUUUAGGAAUCAUCGACAUCCUGCAGUCGUACAGGCUGAUUAAGAAGGUGGAGCACUCCUGGAAGGCGCUGGUGCACGACGGGGACACGGUGUCGGUGCACAGGCCGAGCUUCUACGCAGACAGGUUCCUCAAGUUCAUGAGCUCGACGGUGUUCUGGAAACUGCAGCCUCUGCGAGGCGCCUCGUCUAAGAGGAAGCGCUCUCUUCACGUCGCUAAGUCUGCGUCGCAGGAGGUGCUGUGCAGUCACACUGAGGAGAGAAGGAGCGACAAGAAGGCCCAGAGUCUGGAGCAGCUCGAGUGCGACUUGUCCGUCUCUGGUCAACAGCCCGACCUCCUGCCCAGACCCACAGUUUCCUUCCUCUGCAGAAACGACAGUGAAGCGCGGCGUGCCUCCAGCUCCACCAUCGCCCUGGACGCUCCUCUGGCCUCUCUGAGCUGCAGCCAAUCAGACGACGAGCUGGACGUGUACCUGGUGAGACGCCGUGAUGACCAUCGUGUGACCCCCUGACCCUCGUCCCAGACCCUCGUCCCAGACCCUCGUCCCUCGUCCUUCUCAACACUACAGACCUGGGGCCCCUGUGCUGCUGUGGCCCCGGGCUCCUCGUCCCCCCCGUACCCUCGUCCCCCCCGCUGUGCAGAGUCUGAGUGGCUGGUUCACCGAAGACAAGGAGACGUAGAGAAAAACAGAUAUUUAUAGAGAAUGUGCCGCAGUGUUUGAGCGAAGUGAAGUCUGAGCCGCACUGGAAAAAACAGCAACUUUAGUGAUUUUGAACUGGAGCUUUAAUCCAGAGUUUGUUUAUCUGAGUUUGACAAAUCAGGAUCAUCAGGUGAUUUUAGAGACAAGAGUAAAUGUGACAUCGAUAUGGGCCAUAGAGAAAGACAAAUACAGAUCUGUCACCGGACAAAA